AUGAGACCUCAUGGAUAUAGUCGUGAAUUUACAUCAAACCAUUCAUAUCAGGAUUUCUGUCCACUCAAGUGGUCCUGUUUUGAGGACGAGUUAUUGCAUCGGGCGGACAAAGCAGUGACUUAUGUCAUUUACACUCCAACCUAUGAUCACAUUAUUACGAUGGAAGUAACCAAUGGUUUGGUAACCAUUCCGAGUCCAUGGGAUCGCAUUAACAUCAUUUCAAAGCUUACAUUCAGUUGGGUGUGGAGUCUAUUCAUUCGGGCGCACAAAAAGGACCUCGAUUUCAGUGAUCUCUACCGCUGCCCAAAAUCAGAUGAGACACAUCGAGUCCGACAGAAACUGGAAAUCAAAUGGGAUAACCAAUUGAAAAGUAAAGGAAAGCCAUCGCUUUUUAGGGCACUCUUCGCAUCGUUCGGACCCGAACUCAUUGUCCUCUAUAUCUCCGAUGUUAUCAGAGAAUUGGGACCAAUAUUGUUUCAGCCGUAUUGUAUUGUAUAUUUGGUGAGAUAUUUCAACAAUGACCCCAACACUAGCCAGUGGUGGGCCAUAUGGGCGGCCGUAGGUAUUGUGUUGGCGUCCAUUGCAAACAUGAUUAUCAUAUUUAGGAACCAUAUUUUGUUUUCCAAAGUUGGUUUCAGAAUCCGUGUCGCCUGUUGUGCCCUAAUCUACCGCAAGUCCAUGCGUUUGAGUCAUUCAUCACUCGGACAGACAACUGUUGGCCAGAUAUUGAACAUUAUGUCCAACGAUGUCCACAGAUUUGACCAGUUUGCACAAUAUUCGCGAGCAUUGUUUGUGGCGCCACUGCAGGCGGUGAUUGUGUUAUACUUGUUGUGGCCGUACCUGCGGUGGGCGUGUUUGACGGGAAUGGGAAUACUUGUGCUGUUUAUACCAUUUCAAGUACUAAUGGGUCGUAUGUUUCGGAGUAUACGUCAAAAGACGGCAAAAUUAACUGACAGUCGAAUCCGUUUAAUGCAAGAGAUUAUCGCCGGAAUGCGUGUCAUAAAGAUGUACGCCUGGGAACAGCCCUUCGCACAGUUGGUCGCAAUCGCUCGCAAAUCCGAAGUGAAACAAAUCCGUUUAUCAAAUUUUUUGAAAGGGGUUAACCUUUCGAUUUAUUUUGUGAUAAUACGGGUUAUAAUAUACGCCUGUUUUCUAACAUAUAUACUGAUGGGUGGGAUGUUGUCGGCGGAGACAGCCUUUGCCACUAUUGGUUACUUUAAUGCUCUUCGUUGGUCAAUAGGGCUAAAUGCACCCCUAGGUAUAGCAGCUCUCAAUGAGAUAAUUAUAGUCAUCAAACGUAUCCAGAAUUUUCUAUUACUCGAAGAGAUGAGUGGUUUGGAUGAGAGGGAAGGGAAAGACAACGAGGCGUUCAUUUCGGGGGAAAAUGAGAUAAUUCUCGGAGUAAUGGAAAACACUUCGAGUAAUGAAGAAAAAUAG
Medioppia subpectinata is the source of this 1437-nucleotide messenger RNA. The record is from the annotation of a GenBank genome assembly. Lineage: Eukaryota; Metazoa; Arthropoda; Arachnida; Sarcoptiformes; Oppiidae.